AUGCCUUUCAUUGACCCAAAAGUUGCGUUUUUGUAUCGGAAAGGCCCUCGUUUGUCCAUUUCCCAGUUGCACCUUGGUGAGGUGGGAAUCCCCACGAUUUCAUCUGUUCUCGGGCGAAGAACAGAUGAACCGUUAUUAGGCUCAAACAGUUCAUUUCUUUGCCUGAGAACGAAGGUAGUAUCGGUGGUAGGUGGUGGCACGGAUGUGAAGAAGGUGGUGGGUGGUGGCAAAGAUUCAAGGAAGAUGAUUCGCUUAAGUGCAUCAUUGAUUGUAUUCAUUUUUUUAUUACGACAAGGCAUAGCUUUUCGUGGUCAUGAUGAAUUAAUUGAUUCAAACAACCACAAUAAUAAUUUAGAAAUCUUAAAAUUUUGGUGUGAUCAUAAUGAGGACAUCAAAAAGGCAGCUGAUAAAUGUCCUGGAAAUUUGAAGUUAACAUCUCCAAAAAUUCAGAAGGAUAUUGUACAUGUUUAUGUGAUUGAGUCGACUUAUAUUAUUUUUCAAGAUCUUAGAGGAAAAUUAUUUUCUAUUUUAGUUGAUGAAGUUCGAGAUGUAUCAGUUAAAGAGCAGAUGAGUGUUUGUAGUAUGUUUUGUAGACAAUCAGGGCAAGUGAUCGAGAGAAUUUUAGGAAUUGUUCAUGUUCCCGAUACUACUGCUUUAUUACUCAAAUUACUGAUUGAAGAUUUAUUUUUAAGGUAUAAUUUAAGUAUAUCCAGGUUGCGCGGUCAAGGUUAUGAUAGAGCAAGCAAUAUGCAAGGUGAGUAUAAUGGUCUAAAUGCUUUAGUAUUCAAGAAAAAUAAAAGUGCAUUUUAUAUUCACUGCUUUGCACGUCAACUUCAAUGGGCACUUGUUGAUAUUGCCAAAAAGUAUGUUUCCAUUGAAGUUCUUUUCACUAUGACAAAUAGCGUUGUCAAUAUCGUUAUUGGGUCUUGCAAGCGUCAUAACAUUCUUAUGAAAUAUCAAGCUAUGAGUAUUUUGAAGCGCUCGAACAUAUUGGGAGUUAGUAACAAGUUGUCGCUGGCGCUGCAGAGAAAAGAUCAAGAUAUUGUGAAUGCAAUGAACUUGGUUGAAAUAGGAAAAAUUUGGUUACAGUCAAUGAGAGAGCAUGGAUGGAGCUCCUUUUUAGAUGAAGUUUUCAUGUUUUGCGCCAAUCAUGAUGUAGAUAUCAUUAACAUGGAUGCGAUAUAUGUUGUUCGUAGACGAUCUCGAUGUAAUGCUGGGAAGGUUGUUUUUCUUGAGAAUCAGCUAGAAACCUAUAUUAUGGAUGUAAAAUUAAGUGAAGAAUUCAAGAAUUUGUAUGGAACAAGUGCUCUUGCUAUGAAUUUGGUGAGUACAAGAAGACAUAUUGUGUAUACGUUGGUAUACAAACUUAUAACUCUAACUCUUAUCUUACCAAUUUCAACUGCAACUGUGGAGCGAGUGUUUUCUGCUAUGGAGAUUGUGAAGACUUGA
This is a messenger RNA of Mercurialis annua (annual mercury), 1449 nucleotides long. RefSeq lists its product as uncharacterized. The record is from RefSeq and is a predicted model, not a curated record. NCBI's taxonomy places the organism in Eukaryota, Viridiplantae, Streptophyta, Magnoliopsida, Malpighiales, Euphorbiaceae. Bases 1 to 1449 code for a protein of 482 amino acids. The transcript is spliced from 6 exons.